AUGACUACAACCCUCCCACAACUGCAAAUAUUUGGAGCUACUUUCUAUUCUACUCUUAAUGUGGCACAGUUGCUUAUUUAUUCUCCUUCAACAUCCUUCUCUAUCUAUGCUAGAUCAUCAAACUGCUAUCGAUGUUCAUAUGAAAACAUAGCCGAAGAUGUUACCAAUACUACAAUAUAUCUGGAUACAAAUUAUCCUAUCGAUAUCAAUGUGCUAAAGAGUAGUAACAAAACAUUCCACUGCCAGCGACAAAUCCAAUUCCAGGAAGGAGUUCGUUAUUUGAUGUUUUUAGACACUCAAGGAGAUAACUAUACCGAAUGCACAUUAAGACCUCUAUUAAAAGAUCGUAUAUCAGUAUUAGAUCAAGGCUUGAUGUUAUUUGCAUGUGUUAUAGCAAUGAAUUACAUCCUGUGGCAUCUCCUUUAUCCUGUAAAUUUAAAGAGAAAUCUUUACCAACAACCUCAUAUAGACAAUUUAGACAGGCGUAUACGGUCACUGGACCUCUAUAGAGGUUUAUGUGCUAUUGUUAUGGCUUUUGGUGAUUCUGGUGGAGGACAAUACCGAUUCUUCAAGCAUUCUAUUUGGAAUGGUCUCACUAUCGUCGAUGUCGUUUUUCCUGGAUUUAUCUUUAUUUCGGGUUUCUCACUCUCUAUAUCGCUGGUCAAACGACUGUAUAAAAUGCAAACGCCGAAGCUCAUUUUAAUUGUAACUACAAUUCGUAGAUCAUUUUAUUUAUUUUUUCUGGGGCUUUUGAUUAACGGUCCCUGCCAAAUUUCCAAUUGGAGGUUACUUGGAGUAUUACAAAGAAUUUCUGUAACCUUCUUAGUUGUAUCUUGCUUAGCAGUAUGGCUUUAUCCCACGAUUAAAUCUUUCACGAAGGAUCAAGUACUGCAAGAGAAAGUUUUAAGGAAGAUGUGGCCGAUCAUGGUAUUAAUCGUUGGUCUUCACACUUACGUAACACUUACAGCAGCUGUUCCUGAUUGUCCAGUAGGAUAUUCGGGUCCCGGAGGCAAAUCUGAUGAUGGAAAAUACUACAAUUGUACUGGAGGAAUAGCUGGAUUCAUAGAUCGAUUUGUUUUUGGUAGUAAUCAUUUAUAUUCGCGUCCGACAUGCAAAUUAUUAUAUCAGAGCUCCCAACCAUUCGAUCCUGAAGGUGUAUUAGGAACACUUACAUCGAUCUUUCUAUGCUUUUUAGGAUUACAGAUGGGAAUUCUACAUAAUAUAUUCUCUAAUAAUUUAAGAAUAAUGAGAACGUGGAUCUUAUUUGGUUUACUUUUAGUAUGGAAUCAGAAUUAA
Molecule: messenger RNA, 1296 nt
Organism: Trichoplax adhaerens
Lineage: Eukaryota; Metazoa; Placozoa; Uniplacotomia; Trichoplacea; Trichoplacidae
Exons: 8
Coding region: 1-1296 (431 amino acids)
Source: RefSeq, a predicted model, not a curated record